Messenger RNA from Protopterus annectens (West African lungfish), 2060 nucleotides. RefSeq names its product kelch repeat and BTB domain containing 13 (gene KBTBD13). The coding region runs from base 296 to 1669 and encodes 457 amino acids. NCBI's taxonomy places the organism in Eukaryota, Metazoa, Chordata, Ceratodontiformes, Protopteridae. Gene Ontology annotation, molecular function: protein binding. The record is from RefSeq and is a predicted model, not a curated record. The transcript has a single exon.
UACUAUCUUUAGCCAAUGUAUAUUUAUACAUUUCAAAGACAGAUUUCUCUACUGUUGUCACAAGUGUGACAACAAGGCAACAAAACCAUGCGUUGAUGCAUGAAACAAGAAAACAAUCAUGCCUUUUGUCAUGAUCAAUUGCCUACAUAGGAACUGCUUUAAUAUUCAGUUAUGUAUUGAAGCAAAGAUCCAGGCAGCCCUAUAAACUGCAGAAGAAACUAAGCAUAUUCUUUGCUUUGGACUGUAUUAAAGACUUGCAAAAUAAAAAGGAAUUCAAACAGCGCUUCCUGUAUCAAUGACCAGCAUGCUUGUCCAGGUGGAAGAGAAAUCUUUUAGUGUGGAGAAGACUUUGUUAGUAGAAAACAGUGAGUACUUUCGUGCUCUUUUUGAAUCUGGAAUGAAGGAAAGCAGACAGGAUGAAAUCAAAAUCCAGGGCUUAACGAAUGAGGGAUUCUGCCUUAUGCUUAGCAUUUUAAGAGGUGAGCGUCCUGUUUUGAGCUGUGAUGAAAUCAUUUUUGCUGUUGAAUGUGCUGCAUUUUUGCAAGUUAAAUCGCUGACUAAGUAUCUAAUUAACUCUGUCAACUCUGAGAACUGCCUUGUGAUGUUCGAAGCUGCUGCCACUUACGGCUUGUUGGAUUUGUUUCAUACAGCAGCUCUGUUGAUCAGAGAUAUUUACUCCAAGCUAGAAAAUGAUUUAGACUGCCUCCCAGAAGACUUGAUAAGUUAUAUAGAAUCCCUUGUUCCUAGCACUUUAGUUGCAGUAGGAGCACAUUCUCCUAAGCCAGAAUUUUUAGAGGAUUGUUCGAGAACUGUCUGUUACCUGGAUCAGCAACAAAAUAAGUGGAAAACCUUAACCAAACUGCCAGACGAAGCAAGUACAUCUCUUGCUGGGAUCACUGUCCUGGACAAUAAAGUUUAUAUAGUCGGUGGAGUUUGUGGAGUCAAUAAGCAAGCAGUGGAGCAAAGUUUUUGUUAUGAUGUCAGCAGUAAUACCUGGAGUAAGUUCCCUAGUCCACAGCAGCUAAGGUAUGACCUAGCACUUACAAGCAAAGAAGGCUAUUUGUAUGCAAUAGGAGGAGAAUAUGAAAGAACCCUGCUGGCCUCUGUUGAGAAAUAUGAAGUGAGCAGUAAAGUCUGGUCCUUUGGCUCCCACUUACCUCAGCCAGCAGCAUGCACAGCAUGUACGCAGACCAUGGGGAGAAUAUUCAUUUGUCUGUGGCAGCCUUUGGACACUACAGAGAUAUACGAAUAUGAAACAAAUAAAGAUAAGUGGCUUCUCAUUGCCACUUUAAAAAGAUCACAGAGCUAUGGGCAUUGUCUGGUAUCUCACAGGGAUAACCUCUAUAUCAUACGAAAUGGACCUGCUGAUGAUUUCUUGAGAUGCAUGAUCGACCGCUUUAACCUGACCACUUUGCAGCUGACCACACUUUCUGGACAGUAUGUGAACAGCAAAGGGGCCUUAUUCAAUGCUGUUGUCAGAGGUGACACAGUUUUAACAGUGAAUAAAAUGCUGACCCUCAUGUACUCUAUAGAAGAAAAUAGAUGGAAACCAAGAAAGGAAUGUACUGGAUUUCCAAGAGGUGGUACUGUACACACAUUCUUACUGAGAAUUCCAAAAAAAGUGUUACAUUCUGAAGCAGACUUAAUAUACUUUGAAAAACAUUUAUAGACAACGUUUUUUAGAGCUGAAAAUGGUUUCUUUAAAUGGUGUUUUUGAGCUCAAGUUCAAUCUUUAUUAAUAUGUUUACAAAAAUGGGUUCUAAACAAUGAAGCUAGGUAGAUCCAAAAAGUAACAUAUUAGCACAUGUAUCUGUGUAGGGUAAUUUAGCAUGAGUCAGUGUAAGGUAACAUUUGCUGUUGAUAAUUCAUCCUCCAAGUUUGCAAUGUAAAUAAAGUGCCCCAAUGCAUUAGAACUGUUUGUUUAAGAGAGUGUGUAAAUGUGUUUGUGUGUGUGUGAAUGUGGAGAGGAUAUAUUUGUGUGUUUCUGCAUUUACUACAAGUAAUAGAAAUUACUACUACAGACACUUUUCUCUUGUUGAAUAAACAUUAGCACAAACAUA